This is a messenger RNA of Biomphalaria glabrata, 7949 nucleotides long. RefSeq names its product disks large homolog 5-like. The record is from RefSeq and is a predicted model, not a curated record. NCBI's taxonomy places the organism in Eukaryota, Metazoa, Mollusca, Gastropoda, Planorbidae. Gene Ontology annotation, biological process: regulation of apoptotic process. Gene Ontology annotation, molecular function: protein binding. The transcript is spliced from 33 exons. Bases 271 to 6627 code for a protein of 2118 amino acids.
GAAAAUUGAACGAACUUCCCUAUCCAAUAUGGCGGACACAUUUCUGUCCGAUUGUUAUUGUCAGGAAUGUUCAGAAUAUUUCAAAGAGCAGUAAUAUGAUUGCACAUUAUGAAAUGGCAAUCAGCGAAUGGAGAAAAAUAUCUAAACAUGCAGGCAAACAUUAUGCCACUUAGAUCUAGAUCUAUAUUCAAAAUUGAAAGCUUCUUAUUUAUUAUUGAUAUAUGCAGCGUCACAUAAACACAUUUUUGAGGCGGCCAAGCUUUUCUAGUUAUGGAUUUUCGGGAUGUCAUCGAACUUAAUCGCUCUAAAUUGGAGAUCAUUGUUGAUGCUGAAAAACUUUACCCCCAUCUCCAACAGGAUAAUGUCCUUAGUGACAAAGAGAUCUCACUGGUUGAGUCUGUGACUAACAAACCAGCCAAAGUUGGUAAACUCCUAGACAUCAUCUUGUCUAAGGACAGCGCUGCUCUGCAGAGUUUGUACCUUGUCUUACAGAAUGUGUACCAACAACAGCUUUCCUCCAUAUUUUCAGAACCACCAUUUUCUACUAGUCGUGGCAGUCAACAAGCUGAGUCUUGUUCAACAUCCAUAACCUCAGAUUCUGAAGAUGACAUCAGUCGAGGGCAGCUUGGUACUGGCGCUAAACAAGAGUUUCACUCAAAAAAGACAAAAAUCAUCCCAUCACAUCAAUAUGAUCCGAACAGUACAAUGAGCAGCAGUUACCCUACCUCACGUGAACAUUUGUGGGUAAGUGUUGGUCCCACAUCUCCUAGUCUUGCCUCUCUCACUGAUGCCCUCCCUAAACAUGGCUACCCAGACAAAGCUUAUGAAUGGUUCUUUAAUCAGUUUGAAAGAGCUUUUACUGAGUUGCAGUUCCUGAAACACCAAAAUGCUGAGAUGAUGGGAAUGAGAGACCGCUAUGAACUGGUAACUACAGAAGCCAAACAGUUAAGGGGAAUGUAUCAAGCAGAAUCUCAAUGCCUGAACAAAGCUACAGCAGAAAUUCAUGCACUAAAAACCCAGCAGGCUGAAAUGUUGAGUGAGAAAAACCAACUGCUUGAGGAACUAGCUGGACUUAGACAACAGAGAGCUGAAGAUAAACAUGAACUGUCAGAGUUGAGGCACCAACAAAGAAAGACUGCCAAUGAGUGUAAUUCCAAUGACAACAUGGGGGAGAUGUACACUUCACUGCUGGACAAAUAUGAGAGCAUGCACAAGGAUUAUGAUGUGCUGCGAGACAAGUAUGCUGAGCUAAUGUCAUCACACAGCGCUGCCCUGAGUAGAUUAGACAGUGUGUCUGAACAGAAUGCCAAGUUUCAUGCUCAGCUGGAAGAAUUACAAAGUAAAUAUGAAGCUUUAUCCUUGGAGAGGAAUGGUCUGAAACAGCAAUGCACUAACGCAAUCAGAGAAUGGAACCAGACACUAAUUAACUAUGGUCAAGUCAAAGAAAAGUUGUCUCUGGUUAUCCAACAACGAGAUGAUUACUGUAAAGAUUUUAAUCAGACCUUUGCCAAGCAUGCCGAAAUGAAGAAAAAUUAUGAGGCAUUAAGGACUGAGAAGGAUGCUGCAGUGAAAGAGUAUGCCUUGGUUAUGUCUGAGAGGGACACAGUACACAAGGAGAUAGAACAGCUGCAGGACAAAUUGAAUGCAGUCACAAAGCAUGCAGAGAUUCUUGCCAGUGAUAAGAAAGCAAUGGAGGUAGAAUUAGAAUGUCUUAGAAGGGAUAUGGCCAAUGUGUUAUCUGAACGAGACAAAUACAGGAGAGAUAUUAGUGGAAUCAAUCAGGGAUUAAAACAAGAAAGACUGGAGUUUCAAAAACAAAGAGACAUUGCUCGCAAAGAAGCAUUUGAACAAAUUGAACAAAUGGAGCACAUCUUUAAAGACACAUAUGAGAAGGAAAGAGCAGAAGAAAUGGACAGUAUCAUCAAGGAGUCAGAAAAUUUGAAAAAACAGCUGGAAAAGUUAAAAAUAGAUCUGGACGGUGCUGAACAAGAAGCAGAAAAUGCCAAUAAGAAUCGUGAUAAAGCCUUCAGUGAGCGAGACAAAAUUGUCCAGGAGAGGGAAAGUAUUCGUACACUGUGUGAUAAUUUGAGGAGAGAUCGAGAUCGUGCUGUUAGUGACCUGGCUCAAGCUUUGCGGGAUUCAGAUGAAUUUAAAAGACAGAAAAAUGAUGCUGUGAAAGAAUUAAAAGAAAUUAAGAGCAGAUAUGAAGCCAUUGUAGAGAAAGACUCAAGACGUCAGCAGUUACAUUAUAUAGGACAUAACCAUAGUAGAGACUCGGCCAUUGAUGCUGAUUUGCAGGAUCUUGGAACAGAAACUGUAGAGAUUCCCAUUGAACUGGAUUGUUCUGAUGCUGGUGAAGUUGGCUUUGAAAUCAUAGGUGGCAAAGAUGACCCCCAGUUUCACAAUGAUCCCUCUCUGAUGGUGAGCCAUGUAACAAAGGGUGGUCUGGCGGAAGGUAAACUUCGUGUCAAUGACACCAUCCUGAGAAUAAACAGUUUGGAGACCAUCAACAUUGACAAAAGGUCUGCCCUGCAAGCAAUCUGGAAGAGUUCGGGUUCAAUCAGUUUGGUGGUUAGGAGACGUAAAUCAACCCAUGCCAGAAUUUGGCAACCUGUACAGAUAGUGUUAGCUUGUCAGAAAGACCCAGGUGUUCAGAUUGAGCAAGGGCUUUUUAUAAGUCGCAUUUGUCCUGGGGGUCUUGUGGCCAAAUAUGGAAUGUUACCUUGUAUUGGAGACAGGAUUAUUAGUAUCAAUAACACUCCAGCUGAUGGUUUGUCAGCCAUUGAGGCUAUGAGAAUUUUAGAAACAUCCACAGAUUCUUUGAUUCUUGAUGUUAUGAGGCAGAAGUCUCCUCUAAGUUCUGCAGGGUCUUCACCCACCCCAACAUUCAUCGGUAUCAAUUCUCCGCUAUCAGAGAACAUAGCAGGCUCCAAUAGUAUAAGUAAGUCAGAUACAUUAGCUGUGCGGAGUAGUUCCUGGGAAACUCCAAGUGAUACUAGCAGGAGUGUUGAAGGCAGUAAGAUUGUACGGAGUAGUGGCUCACAGACAGACAGCUUAGACAGCCCAGGUCCGAGUCCUCGUAAGGCUAUGCGAAGCCAAGAACAUGAUAAAGUCAGACAUAGUUUGCCAAUGCUGGACCGGGCUAAGGAAAAAGUGGAGAAUUUUUUCAAAUCUCGUCACAAGAGUCAUGAGAAAGAACUUGGGGAGAAGAAAGAUAAAGAUGAUGAAGAUUCUCAUGUGGUGCAUGAUCAUGGGAAAUCCUUGCAUAAACUGGCAGAGGACAGUAGCGCACGGAUACAUUUACAUAGCUCUGAAAAUGUGAUAGCUGAAUUUCCGAACAAUAGCGCAUCCUCCAAGGUCAGCAAUCACACUGCCGCAACUAGUGAAAACCGGCCGUCUCGUCCAUCACGUAAAAGUGAACUAGACUUUGAUAAUAAUAGUGGGACUUGGCCAAAAACAAGAGGUCAGCAGAUUCAAAAUUCAUCAGGGCCACCCACUGUUAUAUUUGCUCCAGGCCAUCGGCCUGUGAAAGAGAGACCUAGUAUUAAGGAAGUGUUUUACAUAAAUCCUGACAGCCCUUCUUACAAUGCCUCAUCUAAUCCCAAUGCACCAAGUUUGGAUACUGUGAAGCCCUCAAACAAUGGGUUUCCCAGCUAUGGGGCACAGGCUCCCUCUGCCUUCUCCUCCCCCACUAGCUCUUCUGUUGUCUCAGCCCCCCCAUAUCAUAUGCACAAUGUACAGUCCAGUCCUACUCCCUUUACCAUUCCAGUCUGGACAAAACCUACGUCUCAUUUCUCAGUGGGGAUUGCUCAUGGUCCCAGCAUCUCAGCCCAGUCCAGUAUUGUUACUAGUCGAGGACCUUCUGUGUUGGACAGGCCAGUGGUCAUGCCCACUUAUGGAACAGCUCCAUUGCCUAAAGCUGGUGAUGGCAACAGGAACACUAUGGUGUACACACAUCCAGGAAACAUUCAAACUGUUGGUCCUGGACUAUCUCAAGAUAUGAGAUUUGAAACAAACAGAGUACAUGGGCAUCCAAAAAGUCAACAUGUCAAAUCCCGUCGACCAAUGUCCACUAUUGCAACCACUCCCUAUAAAUCAGAAAAGCAUUGGCAGACAUCAGUCCCCAUGAACUGGCCCCCAAAUGGAAUCACUCCUGACUCAUUGCCAGGACAUGUAGCAAGACCUGCUGGAACCAGCCAUUGCUUGAACAGCUCCAACACUACUAGUACAGCUGCAGUGGGAACACCCCCAUCUUAUUACACUGUCAACUCUCCUGGUCCACAAUCACACUUGUUAUCUAGCCCACCAGCCUAUGGAAAUAGGCCUAUGUCAUUAGAAGUCCCUCAUUCGUUAAAAGUGUCUGACUUUGCCACUGAACUGUAUGAACGUAAGAGGAUGAAUUCACCAGUGGGCUAUUAUCACUAUCAGCCUGUCUCAGCAAUUUCACCACAAGUGUCAACCACACAGCACACAGCCCUGUCAUCUCCAAAUGGAACAUUCCCAGUCAUUGGUACAUCUGAUUUAGAACAUGAGAGACCAUUGUCUUUCCACGGAGGAGCCACUGAACGCUAUAACUCUCCAAGUCCAUCUCAAAAAAGUUUCCAUACUUUAGAUCGUUUUACACCAACACUAAAUGAAGAGUUUUAUCCUCCACGCUACUCUCGCAAUUCACCACAUGGUCGAAACAUUCUUGAUGAUGACAUCCGCCCAGUAGCUUUCAAUAAACGAGAUUUAUUUGAUAGAUUCCGCAUUCCAUCAAGCACAAGUGUAAAAUCUGGAUCUGCUGAAAUAGUGUCCAAUAGGAGCAGUCCAAGUUCUCCUAUGUUUCCUGUGAAUGAGAGAGGAUCAAUGAAAUAUAAUGGAUCUGUCACUAGUGAAGAGUACAUUUACAGAAGGAAAAUGCCCAACCACCAUGAAACAAGGGACAUAACCUUUGAGAAAAGCUCUAAACCAGUUGGAUUUAAAAUUCAAGGAGGUCCUCAUGGGGGCAUCUUUGUGUCAUCUGUAAAUGAGAACAGUUUGGCAGCCCAAGCUGGUCUUGUAAUUGGGGAUCAAUUGCUUGAGGUGUGUGGUAUCAACAUGAGAAAUGCCAAUUAUGAGCAUGCUGUGACUGUCUUGAGACAGUGUGGUGACAAUUUGACUAUUAAAGUUCAGUACAAUCCUGAAAAAUACACUGAGCACCAAGAUGUGUCCAGCAGUGUCACGUCCAUCAAUUCUUCCUCUUUGACCACCUCACCUAGUCAUUCCAGCCAGCCAGCCAAUGAGAAAUCCAGCAGUAAACCUCAGCAGAGCCCAACUAAAACUAGAGUUGCAGGUUCUGGGGAUGUCACUGUGGACAUAAGGCGUUCAUUCCUCCUUAAAAAAAGCAACCCUAAUAGGAUUGGACCUGGUUUCUCAUUCAUUGGAGGAAAUGCUGUUGGAAUAUUUAUUGAUGAAGUUUUUGAAGAUUAUUUCGUUGGUGGAUCUAAUUCGUUACAAAGAGGGGAUCAGCUUCUAGAGUACAACUCUAUAGACUUCAGAGCUAUUACAGCAGAGAAAGCUAUGAUGGAACUCAAUCUCCCAUGUCCAACCAUGCAGCUUUGUGUUUUCUACAACUUUGCUAAGUACAACAAAAUUAAGAACAUACCAUGUGAUAGCUUCUACAUCCGAGCUAACUUUGACCGACCAAGUGAGACAGAGGAAAACCUAUCAUUUCACAAGGAUGAUAUCUUGUAUGUUGAAAACAGUCUCUACAAGAAUCAGUUGGGCAGUUGGUAUGCAUGGCUUGUCAAUGAUCAUGGGACUAAAAUUAAAGCUGGUGUUAUCCCCAGUCGAAUCAGACUUGAAGAUGAAAUGGUGCUUAGGAGAAGUCACUCUGAGAGCUGGAGUCUUCAUGAGUCCGAUGAACUCAAGGGAUCAAGGAGAAAUUCAAUGUCUGCUAGACGAAGUUUCUUCAGGAGGAAACGCCAUCUGCGCAAUAAUUCUAAAGAUAGCCAUGAUUUUGUUUCCUUCUCAGAUGCAUCAUUAAACAGUGAUUCAGUGCCAAUAUUGGAUGAUUCUAUUCUUGGAUACACUCAAGUGGAGAAAAUUGAAUUUAAAACAGUUCGCCCAGUCUUACUGUUGGCUCCAUUGGCUGAAGCCCUCAUUAGAAAGUUGGAGUCUGAAUCUCCUGACCUUUACAAAUACUGCCAACCAAUAGCCCUGAACUACUCACCAGCUACUUUAGAGAAAUCUUUAUCUGAAGGUGUUCUGGUUGAUUAUUGGAAGGAAGAUGACACUUUCAAAUGUGUUAAAGCUUCAGCUAUCAAAGACAUCUGUGAUCAUAAUCUUCAUUGUCUUCUGAAUGUCAAGCCAGGUGCUAUAGAAAGACUUCAUCAAAGUAAAAUUUAUCCAAUCAUUAUUUUUGUUCACCAUAAAAGUGCCAAACAGAUCAGAGAUGUCAGGGAUCCUCAGUUUUUAAAAGAGAGACCAAACAAUAAAUGGGCCAAAGAACAGUUUGAAUAUUUCCAGAAAAUAGAACAGGAGUUCCAACAUCUUUUUACAGCUGUCAUCCAUGGAGGUAAUCUAGCAGAAAUGUGUAUGCAGAUCAAGACAGUCAUUGCAACUGAGCAGAAGAAGGCUAUUUGGGUGACGGCAAAUACCAUCUAGACUGAACUAUUAAUAGCACUGCCAUUUUCAAGGCAACAAGGAAACAUUUUAUUUAUUGAUACACCUGCAAUUCUCAUUCAGUAUAAAAGUAGAUAAUUUUGUGUGCUAAACAAAUAUCUUUGUUCAUACAAUUGAUGUACUGCUUGCAUUGUUUUCUGUGCAUUGGCAAAUGUGUUGCCUUUCAAAAUCAGAGCUUAUAAAUUUAUAUGCGCCUCUAUGUACAUGCAGUGUGGUGUGUACAAAGAACAGGAAAUGUUUUUACUUGUAGAUGCUAGUCAUUUAUUUUUCAUCCAGUUUUUGUUGUUGUUGUUGUCGUUGCCAGAAAGAUGGCAGUUCACAUUCAGCUCAGCCAUCAUCUGUACUGUACAUUUAGAUUUUCAAUAUGAAGUUCAGCUUAAUUUUUUUUUUUUUUCAAUUUCUUUCAUUUUGGUAUUGGUACGGUCUGUUACUUAACACUGACGAUCUCAUGAGUAAAACACUUCAGUUAUUUCACACAUUUUUCCUUUUUCUUUUUUUUACUUUAAAUCAGAUUGUAAGUGAAUUUUAUUGGUUUAUGUAUGAUAUUUUGUGUAUAUACUUGUGUAUUGCUUUCAAAAGUCUUACAGAUAAAUUGCAAUAGUUCAAAAUGUUAGUGAUUUUACUUUUCAAAUGAAAUGAGGUUAGUGAUGAGAACUAUAAGACUUUGUUACAUUUUUACUAAUGUAUUUUUCUUUCAUUACAGAUAUUUUGAGAUACGAUUGUAUGUCUAAAACAAUCAGCACUGCUCUGAUUACCUUAGUGACUCCAGGUUGUGCAUGUAAAUACCUAAAACUAGGGAGAAGUUUUUAGCUGGUCUAAAAACAUGCUGUCUGUUGUGCUAAAGAUCAUUUUUUCUUUUGUUUUCAAAUCAACACUUUUUUUAUUUCUUUAUUCAAAAUAGAAAGUUUUUUUUUAAAUAUUUUUUUUAGUUACUAGGUAGACUUAAGUAGUGCUUUUUUUUUUUUGUAUUAAAUGGGACAGAUCAUUUUGUUUUAUUUUGUUCAUUCUAUUAUAUGGUGAUUUGUGAUAGAAAUUCACAAGAAUUUUUUCUGUUCAACUUUCUUAGCCAAUAGAGCUGCAUACUAUUAUUAAAAGAAACUGUAGAGAUAACAGGCAAUUGUAUUCUUCUUUCAAAAACACUGGACAGCAAAUAGUAGAUGAGACUCAGCAGUUCACCACUGCUCUGUACAGUUAGUGUAUAAAGUGUAGUUGUGAUUGCACUGAUACUCUCCAGUUGAAGGUCAGAGUUGGUUUUCACAAUAUCAACAUUUUUAAAAUGUUUUAUUAAAGAAUUUGUACAAAUA